Molecule: messenger RNA, 1247 nt
Organism: Durusdinium trenchii
Lineage: Eukaryota; Dinophyceae; Suessiales; Symbiodiniaceae
Source: the annotation of a GenBank genome assembly
AGGCCUUUAUGGUGAGAGCGACAGCCUGGAUGAGUGUCUUGGAGAGGUCGUUUCAUCGGAGCGAUGUCAGGGGUUGCCAGCCUUGAAGAAUUCGAUUCAGAGCUUGGGGAGUUCUACUGCCCGGCUCUUUUGCAUGGCCUUGCGCGAUCGCAAGGACCUGCAGUCCAUGGGAGAUACCCUGAGCUGCCGAGUGGACGAGAUGGUCGUAGGCCUCCAGAAGGAACUCACCGAGGACGGCGUCUUGCUGGCCGAGUGCACUCAGCUCGAGGCGCAGCUGGACACCUGCCGCCGCGAGGCCCAACGCUUGAGAGCGAAGCAGCUGCAGCAACGCCAGCAACGGCAGAGUGCCGAGCGCCGACGGGUCUUUGAGGAGGCCAAGAGGGUGAAGACGCUGGAAGCACGGCGCCAGGCGUUGAAGAGCUGCCUCGACGCGCUGUUGGCAGCAGGCCUCACCGCCGAGGCCGCCGAGGGUGCCGAGGCGAAGGCCGCCAUGGCCCUGGUGGGAAGUACGCCCGCAUCCAGGCACCGCGGCACCCGAGGACAGUCGCAUAGCCUGCAGCGGCAGCUACAUGAGAAUCAACUGGAAAGGCGCCGCGUGGCCUCGCCCGAGGUCCGCGUGAUGCAGACACCGAUACGGGUGGCCGCAGGCCCCCCAAGCUACCGGCAGGUGUCAGCUCCCGUGAUCCGUGGCCGGCAUCUCGCGCCCACGGCGCCGCAGCCCCCACGGCGGCACGCGCCGCACGUGCCGGCGGCGGGGCCUGCGGAGGCCGCGACCUUGGCGCAGUUGGAGGCCCAGCUGAGGGCCUCCCAGACAGACUUUUGGGGCAUGUGAGGUCGAUCGGCGGAAGCCCGAACGAAGGGGCAACGGAGCUGCGAGAUCGUUUCUCACGGCGCGAGCGAAAGAUUGGAAGGUGGAUCGCUAACUGCCAGACUGUGCUUGGCUGUACGUAGUCCUGAGUCAUGGAGCCAUGCUUGCCCAUGCAUUGCGCAGUCACGUGCAGCAAAUGAGCGUCGUUUAGACUGUAGGAUGUUGUGAGCUGCUGCUCAGCCCAAUGCAUAUAAUAUGCAGAUGCUUGGUCGAUUCCGCUGACCUCGACCGCUCUUGGAGGACCGACUCAUUGCGCGCCACGUGGCGAUCUUCCACAACGCUUUCUGGUUCAAGGUCACCUUGAACUUGUCUGCAUUGUGCCGGCACCGCGGGUUCCAAAUCUGCGCCGCACCGAUACACCGAUACACCGAUAUCCCCC